AUGAAAGCUCAACUUGGUCUCCUGGCAGUGUUGCUGGCAGGUUCGUCAUUUGCAUCGGCUAAAUCGAUCUAUGUUGACUGUUCUGGAAACGGCUCUGGGAAUGGCUCACAAGCCCAUCCCUACACGUCAUUGUCCCUAGUCAAUGAUUUCACCUUCAGUCCCGGUGAUAAACUUCUCUUCAAAUCAGAGGUUAACUGCACUGGUCAACUGGUGCCCCAGGGCAGCGGCACGAAGGAUUAUCCUAUCACUAUCAGUCGAUAUGGCGACGGGGGUCUUCCUGUGAUUGAUGCGGAAGGUCAAUUCAAUGCGACCGUCUACCUUCUAAAUGUCGAUUACUGGAUUGUGUCUGAUCUUUUUCUCACAAACGCGGCCGAGGAAGAAAGUCGACGCCAGGGUAUUGAUGUGGAGGCCACUGACGGUCGCAUCCACGCUGGGAUUACAAUCAAAAAUUUACAAAUCGAUAACGUUGCUGGAAAUACAAACAAACGGCUCUAUUCAAGCGACUACAGCAACUCAGCAUGCAUUUUACUCCAAGGGACCACGAACUAUUCCCGCUAUGAUGAUGUUGAGAUAUAUGGUAACAAUAUGUCCAACUGUGGCGGGGGUGGUAUCAAGGUGCGCCUUGGCCAACUCAAUAAUCAGGGUAAAAAUCUACGAGUGCACGACAAUACCAUUGAACAAGUUGGUGGAGACGGUAUUGUUGUCUCCUAUGCGAUAUCGCCUUUGAUUGACCAUAACGUUGCUGGAGACCUUGGUUAUGGAACAUAUCCCUACUCCGGUGGAAAUUUCGCUGGCAUCUGGGUGCUCGGAUGCUACAAUGCGGUAAUGCGAUACAAUAUUGUGUAUGGAUCUGUUAUGUCUGAGAUUGAUAGCGAAGCUUUCGACUGCGACUGGGGGAAUACCGGAACAUGCACAGUCGAGUACAAUUACAGCCACGAUAACGCCGGGGGAAUCUUCCUUAACUGUGACGGAUGUGGCACCUCCCCUGGCGGUGCUACACAGAUUGUCAGAUAUAACAUUUUUGAAAACGACUGCCGGAUUUAUAGCAAUGGUGAUGCUCCAACUCUGUGGUUCUACAAUAAUGUCGUCUAUUGCCCCAACAAAGACCUCGAACUUCAUUUGCCACCUUCAACCAAUUUUUGGAACAAUAUUGUUGUGGCGACCGAGAACUCCACUCUUCCGUUUGGCGCGAACGUUGAUUACCAGACAAAUCUGUACCAGAACAUGAAAUUGCCUUCAUGGCUAAAAAUCCAAGGGAGCCCGGACUUCGUGGAAGCAGGGCAAAACAGCAGCACCUUGGAGGGUUUGAAUGGUUACAAGCUCCAAAAAGGGAGCGAAGCCUUGCAGAAAGGGACAAUUGUUGAUGAUGACGGUGGAAAGGACUUUUGGGGAGCUGAAAUCUCAAAUGGAAAGCCAAAUAUUGGAGCCUACGCGGGUCGCGGAAUAUAG
Molecule: messenger RNA, 1449 nt
Organism: Penicillium pulvis
Lineage: Eukaryota; Fungi; Ascomycota; Eurotiomycetes; Eurotiales; Aspergillaceae
Product: right handed beta helix region domain-containing protein
Exons: 1
Coding region: 1-1449 (482 amino acids)
Source: RefSeq, a predicted model, not a curated record